Chenopodium quinoa (quinoa) is the source of this 2630-nucleotide messenger RNA. RefSeq names its product sugar transport protein 1-like. Gene Ontology annotation, molecular function: monosaccharide transmembrane transporter activity. The transcript has 3 exons. The coding region runs from base 705 to 2270 and encodes 521 amino acids. Gene Ontology annotation, biological process: monosaccharide transmembrane transport. Gene Ontology annotation, cellular component: membrane. The record is from RefSeq and is a predicted model, not a curated record. Lineage: Eukaryota; Viridiplantae; Streptophyta; Magnoliopsida; Caryophyllales; Amaranthaceae.
UGAUUUUGUACCAUAUUUUAAAUUAAUCCAACAAUAUAGGCAUAUAGCAAUGUUCAACCACUUACUAUAUACGAAGUACAUUAUAAUGAAAACACGUGAUAACUCUAAUGAGAUAUUUGUACAUAAAUUCUUGUCAAAUCUAAGAGAGAGAACUCAAAAAAAAAAAAAAAAAAAAUAAACUUUACUCCGUAUAAUAAGAACAAAUGAACAAUAUUAGAGUGUACUCUAAUGCAAUUUUUUUUAGAAACUUGACAAAUAUUUAUCUCCUUUUUUUUUCACUUUCUCAAUCAUCUUCCUCAGCAGUAGUAAUGGCAAUUACUUUCUUUCAAAAAAAAAAAAAAAGUAAUGGCAAUUACUAAAAUAUGUCCAAAAAAAAUAAAUGGCAAUUACGUCUACAAUUCACUUAUUUGAUGCAUGCACCACGUCUAGAUUAUCUAUCAAACGUACGUGUAAACUUUCCUCGUUGUGGUAUGCCAAGUUUCCAAAAACAUUUCCUACAAAAUAAAAUUCCAAAAAUAUGCAUACUUUAUGUAUUAUAAAUACACCCUUCAUUCAUUUAUUUGCAAAAAACAUCAUAAUACUCCUUUUCUAUAAUAAAAAAACUAGCUAUUAUACGAAAUAUUUGUUAAACACUCUUUAUUUUUUACUUUAAUUCAAUUCAAUUCCCUCUAAACUUUAGCUCUUCACUCUCGCAGAAAAACAACAUGCCAAUACCAUCAGGAGGAUUUGUUCCUCAACAUCAGAAAGAGUACCCCGGAAACGCAACACCUUUUGUGCUAGCAACAUGCAUUGUCGCGGCCAUGGGUGGUUUGAUUUUUGGUUACGAUAUAGGAAUUUCAGGGGGCGUGACAUCUAUGCCGUCGUUUCUAAAGGAAUUUUUCCCAUCAGUAUACAAGAAAGAAGAGCUAGACACUUCAACAAACCAGUAUUGCAAAUUUAAUAGUGAAACCGUUACAUUAUUUACUUCAACAUUAUAUGUAACAGCUUUAUUAGCUUCUUUGGUUGCUUCAACUGUGACAAGGAAAUUGGGUAGAAGAAGAUCCAUGUUAUUUGGAGGUCUUCUCUUUUGUUCUGGUGCUAUCAUCAAUGCUUUUGCACAAAAUGUAGCUAUGCUGAUUAUUGGUCGCGCUCUUCUCGGUUUUGGUGUUGGAUUUGCUAAUCAGUCAGUACCACUAUACCUAGCUGAGAUGGCACCAUACAAGUACAGAGGAGCACUGAAUAUUGUCUUCCAACUCUCAAUCACAAUUGGUAUAUUAGUAGCCAAUGUUGUAAACUAUUUCUUUGCCAAAAUUUAUGACUGGGGUUGGAGGUUGAGCUUAGGAGGAGCCACAAUUCCUGCUAUGAUCAUCAUUAUCGGGUCCAUCGUUCUCCCUGACACUCCAAACUCCUUGAUUGAGCGAGGGAUGUAUGACAAGGCCAUCGAGAACCUUAGGAGGAUUCGAGGAAUUAAAGAAGUAGACAAGGAGUUUAAUGACUUGGUGGAAGCUAGUAAGGCCUCGAAUAAGGUGGAUCAUCCUUGGAGAAACCUGGUUGAAAGAAAGUAUAGGCCUCAUCUUACAAUGGCAAUUGCAAUUCCUUUCUUUCAGCAGUUUACUGGUAUCAAUAUCAUCAUGUUCUAUGCCCCCGUCCUUUUCAAGACUAUUGGAUUUCAUGACAAUGCUUCGCUAAUGUCUGCUGUCAUCACUGGUGCUUUCAAUGUGUUGGCCACUUUUGUUUCCAUCUAUGGUGUUGAUAAAUGGGGGAGAAGGCUCCUUUUCCUGCAAGGCGGGGUUCAGAUGCUCAUCUGUCAAGUAGUUGUCGCGAUUUUUAUAGGAGUUAAGUUUGGGGUGAGUGGCAACCCAGCAGCACAACUUCCCCAAUGGUAUGCAAUGCUGAUUGUGCUCUGCAUAUGCUUGUAUGUCUGUGCUUUUGCUUGGUCAUGGGGUCCACUCGCUUGGCUCGUGCCAAGUGAGAUCUUCCCUUUGGAAAUUCGUUCUGCAGCACAAAGUAUCAAUGUAUCAGUCAACAUGUUCUUCACUUUCGUCGUGGCUCAGGUCUUCCUCACCAUGCUUUGCCACCUCAAGUUCGGCCUCUUCCUCUUCUUUGCCUUCUUCAUCUUUGUUAUGUCCGUGUUUAUCUACUUCUUUCUAACCGAGACCAAGGGCAUACCCAUUGAAGAAAUGAGCAUUGUGUGGAAGAAUCACUGGUUCUGGUGCCGCUUCAUCCCUGAUAAUGAUGAUAAUGACCUUGAGAUGGCCAAGAACAGGCAGCCUCCCAAGAGCAUCAAUUGAAUCUUAUCCGAUUGUGUCCAUUAGACUGACAGAAAAGUUUUAUUUACUUCAUUUAUGCUAAUAUUUACUGCUUUGCUACUUAUUUCUUUAUUUGUUGUUCAUUACUGGCAGAAUAAAUUUGAUUUUAAAUUUUUGGUCAAUGUAGUGUAAUGGAUUCAUUACUAAGUACUGAUAUUCAUAUAUUCAAGUAUGUUCAUUACUGAUCAAAUUUGCCAAGUGCAUUUUUUUUUUUUUUUUUUACUACUUUAACUUCACAUUUCACAAUAGCACCAAAACAUAUAUUUGUCGAAAUUGGACAAAUAACCAAGUACUCGAGAAUCCCAACCCCGGUCAUCUCAUGUAAAGAAAAGAUUGAUCAAA